UAAAAAGAUAGAAAGAGAAAGGUAUAUCCAGCAAGUCAGCCAGCCGGCCGGCUGAGUUUCAUUCAUAAAAUUCAUCGAAUCGGCUGACUUCUUGUGCUCGUUGGUUCUGCAAACGUGUCAGUGGAUUGAUUAUAUUUUUUCUUUGCGAUGACUUUACAAGCUAUCAAGUGGAAAGAUGGAAAGUUGGAAGUGCUCGAUCAAGUAUUAUUACCAGCAGUUUCUAAAUACAUCGUUGUCAAGGGUGUCGAGGAUGGUUGGAAGGUCAUCAAUAAGAUGCAGGUUAGAGGUGCUCCAGCUAUAGCUAUUGUCGGUUGUCUUAGUUUGUCUACAGAGGUUAGAAAUGAACAUUUUACGGAUAAGAAAUCAUUACGUCAAGAGGUCGAAGGAAAAUUGAAUUAUCUUGCGUCAGCAAGACCUACUGCUGUUAACAUUAAGAUAGCAGCAGAAGAGCUUAUCAAUUUAAUCAAUAAACUCACAGAAGAUGAUACUGUAACGAUACAGCAAAUGAAAGAAGAAUUUUUACGUACAAUAGACUCCAUGUUACAAAGAGACAUUGCUGAUAACAAAGCAAUUGGAAAUUAUGGAGCAUUAGAAAUAUUGAAAAAUGUUAACGAGGAUAGUUUAGUUAGAAUUCUUACUCAUUGUAAUACUGGUAGCUUAGCAACUGCUGGUUAUGGAACUGCUUUAGGUGUAAUCAGAUCUUUAAAAGCAAGAAACGUUCUUGAACAUGUUUACUGUACUGAAACAAGGCCGUACAAUCAAGGAGCACGUUUGACUGCGUAUGAAUUGGUCAAUGAUAAGAUACCAGGGACUUUGAUUUGUGACGACAUGGUUGCAGCAUUGAUGAAAUCUAGAAAUAUUACUGCAGUUGUGGUUGGUGCUGAUCGAGUAGCUGCCAAUGGUGACACUGCUAAUAAAAUUGGAACAUAUCAGAUUGCAAUUAUAGCAAAAUAUCACAAUGUACCAUUUUAUGUGGCGGCUCCAAGAACAUCGAUAGAUUUUGCAAUACCUAGUGGUGAUCAUAUAGUCAUUGAAGAAAGACCUGAGAGAGAAAUGACUCACAUUAAUGAUCAACGUAUAGCUGCGAAUGGUAUACAAUGUUGGAAUCCAGCAUUCGACAUAACUCCUGCCAGUCUUAUAAAAGGCAUAAUUACAGAGGUCGGUGUUUAUAAGCCUGAAAAUUUAAUCAAACUAUUCCUACAAUAGGAUUUAUAAUCAUAUGGCUUACAAUAAACGACCACGCUUAAAAUAAAAUAUAAUAAUGAGAUGACUACAAUAAUAAUAAUAAUAAUAAUUAUAAUAAUAAUAAUAAAAAGAAAAGAAAUAUAGGGGAAAAAAGCAAAGAGAAAAUAAUAUUCGAUCAAACAAUGCAUGCAAAAUUGGAACCAAGUGCCAAAAUGGGUUCAUAUACCUUCUAAGUAUUAUUCUUUGAUAUUAUUGCCAAUCAAUUGUAGUUUUUGAUAAGUGCACGAAAAAUAAUAUUCCUAUACUACGAUCAA
Polistes dominula (European paper wasp) is the source of this 1499-nucleotide messenger RNA. Its product is annotated as methylthioribose-1-phosphate isomerase. Lineage: Eukaryota; Metazoa; Arthropoda; Insecta; Hymenoptera; Vespidae. Gene Ontology annotation, molecular function: S-methyl-5-thioribose-1-phosphate isomerase activity. The record is from RefSeq and is a predicted model, not a curated record.